Messenger RNA from Spirodela intermedia, 2975 nucleotides. The record is from the annotation of a GenBank genome assembly. Lineage: Eukaryota; Viridiplantae; Streptophyta; Magnoliopsida; Alismatales; Araceae.
AUGGAGGAGGAAGAAGAGGAAGAGGAAGGUGAGGAGGAGGAGGAGGAGGAGAAGGAGGAUGACAAGGAGGAGGAUGAGGAGGAGGAGGAUGAGAAGGAAGAGGAGCUGAUAGGGGCGGCGGUUGGAGAGGGAGAGGAGGAGACGAAGACAGAAGCGCCUGAGGCGGCCCCUCCGGCGGGCGAGUCGAAGAGGUGGCCGGGGUGGCCGGGGGAUAGCGUGUUCAGGAUGAUCGUGCCGGUUCUUAAGGUCGGGAGCAUCAUUGGUCGCAAGGGGGAGCUCGUGAAGAAGAUGUGUGAAGAGACGCGGGCGCGCGUCCGCAUCCUCGAAGGUCCCAUUGGCACCUCCGACCGUAUUGUGAGUACCUUAUUCUUCUUCCUCUCCUGGUCUAGGGUCUUGGAACUGGUAGAAGUGAGAGCCGUCACAGUUGGGAUGCUAUUUAUGACCUAACAUUGUCUCCUCCGACCAUUUUGGCUCAUUCUACGGAAUCUAUGCCUUUAAUCGUAGUUCUUUGAAUGCUUUUUGCGUAAUUUUCUCUACUUAUUUUUACCCUGGAUUUUCUCAAGUUGUGAUAUAGUUGAUAUGUUCACUACUAUUAAGGUUUUGAUUUCUGGACGAGAAGAACCAGAGGCAGAAAUAUCCCCCGCAAUGGAUGCCGCGAUUAGGGUAUUCAAACGCGUCAAUGGAAUUUCUGAUGGUGAAGACGGUACGCCGUCUGCUCCAGCUGGCUCUGCAGUGUGUUCAGUUCGGUUCCUUGUCGCAUCCUCCCAAGCUAUCAGUUUGAUUGGCAAGGGUGGAGUGCUGAUCAAGUCAAUACAGGAAGGCAGCGGUGCCACCAUACGGGUUCUAUCUGGAGGUAUUAUUUCAACUGCUGCUACUGAACUUGGUCAACUCCUUUUUUUGUUGAAGUGGGAAACUUACGAUCCUCAGUUUUAUUGAGUAAAAUGAUGGGAUGGUUGACUAUAACACGCAUUGAAUUCAAAAUCCAUGUAUUUUUUAUUAAUGAUUACAGGACAAGUUAAUUUAUUUGCUACUUAUCUAUAUUAUCAGCAUGGGAGGGCACAGAUCCGGGACGACGAGUUAAGGAAUUUUCUAAUUUGAAUCAUAUCCUAAAGUCUUCCCUCAUAUGGCAUAAAGGAUGAAUUACUUGCUUUUCUUUUUCUAUUGAAAAGGUAUCUGUUGGUGUUGAUGCAAACCCUAUUGUAUAACAGGUUUACUAAGUUUGGUAAUCUACACAUCUUGAUAAUUUCCUUGGCAUGGCAAAGCGUCCAUCUUUUACAUUUUUCCUUCUAUUACAUGGAAUAUGGUUUCUUCAUCUUUGAAAAAUAGUUCUAGUUUCAUCAUCAAGGAAAUGUUUGUCGCUUUUCUCUGUAUUAUGUUUCAUGGUAUUUUCUCUUGGUUUAUUUUUGCCCCCAAGAAAUGUAGAAACUUGACUCUUUCCAAAGGUGAGCCUUGAUUCAAACCUAUUACCUUCUUUCUUGCUCAUCACAUGCUUUGCAAAUUUCUGUGUCAUUCUUCCUUAGAGUCCUUGUUCUAGCUACCUCCGCUGUGUAGCAUAUUGCUUCUGGUUAACUUAAUCUAUUCAACCAUCACCUGCUCGUGAUGUGUUGCUACUUCAAUUCGUUAUCUUAAAUUAUGCUCAGAAUAUGCUGUUUAACUUUGUUUAUUCUUCUUUCAAAGAGGACGUGCCAUUUUAUGCCGGAUCAGAUGAAAGGAUCAUAGAGAUGCAGGGCCAUCCUUUAAAGGUUCUGAAAGCAUUAGAAGGGGUAGUUGGGCAUCUACGGAAAUUUCUGGUCGAUCACAGUGUUAUUUCCUUGUUUGAAAAGAGUGUAAGUCAGUUUUUUUCCCUUUUUUGUGUCUUACAUAUAUAUAUAUAUAUAUAUAUUUGGGUCAAACACUGUGUUGAGUUCUUCUCCACUUGUUUCAGCAUAGCUCAUCUGCCACUUCGGGCACUCAAGAUCGUGUAUCCGACGCGUGGUCUGAUAAGGGAUCAUCCUUGAUGCAGACAUCUCAAAUGGGAAUGGGCAGCGAUUAUUCGCACCCAUCGCAGCGGGAUUCUUUAUAUUUUGACCGCGAAGCAGCUAUCGAUUCUCGAAUGCAACACUCUGGGCUGUCCUUGUACGGACAAGAUCCUGCUAUUUCUGGGUUGGGCCCCUCUGGGCUGUCGCGGACCAGCGGGGCUUUUGUUACUCAGGUUGGUAUUAGUUUCUUCAUGUUUUGUUUUGGUUAUAGUGUUUGCUCUUUGAAGCCUUUCUGUGCCCCAUAUGCAUUUCUUCCUCCUAUUCUUUCAUGCCUUUUAUGGUAAUGAUUCUUCCAAUGGACGAUGGGUGAGGUGAUGGCUAUGGUGGAGCUAGUCCAAAACUAGUCCUUUUCCGUUCCUCACGGUUUUCUCAACUCCAUUCUUCUCCAGAUCACAAGAACAAUGCAGAUCCCGCUCGCCUAUGCGGAGGACAUCAUCGGCAUCGGCGGCAAGAACAUUGCCUACAUACGCCGCAGCAGCGGAGCCAUCGUCACCCUCCAGGAGGGCAGAGGGCUGCCCGAUGAGAUGAUGAUAGAGAUCAAAGGCACUGCUCCGCAGGUCCAGGCUGCCCAGCAGCUCAUCCACGUAAGAAUCCUACCUCUCAUCCACAUCCGCCUGUAGUAUUUAUGAAGGACUAAAUCCCACAUUAUUUGACAACUAAUCAUGGGACCGAGGAAAGCGAGGAGGUGGGGUUUGAAGGGAAUUGGAUGAUCCUUGUUGAUCCACUGUGCAGGAAUUCAUGGGGGGACGUAAGGAGUCGGUCGGUGGCGGCUAUGGUGGCGGCUAUGGCGGUGGCAGUGGGUUGGACUCUGGCAUGAGGUCUUACUCUCAGCUUUCCAGCACCUACCCAUCAUUAGCCUCUCAGUCCUAUGGCGGUGGGUAUGGAUCAUCCGGGGGCGGGGGCGGGGGCGGCGGCGGCGGGGGUGGUGGCGGCGGCUACGGCAGUUACAGGUACUAA